Messenger RNA from Laccaria bicolor S238N-H82, 1701 nucleotides. RefSeq lists its product as uncharacterized. Gene Ontology annotation, molecular function: cysteine-type endopeptidase inhibitor activity. Bases 1 to 1701 code for a protein of 566 amino acids. The record is from RefSeq and is a predicted model, not a curated record. Lineage: Eukaryota; Fungi; Basidiomycota; Agaricomycetes; Agaricales; Hydnangiaceae. The transcript has 13 exons.
AUGCUACUAGUGUGGUCAGCUCCCAACACGUUCUCCGCUGGUUUAAACCCGACACCGUGGGGCCCCCCUCCUGGUUAUAUGCCUUGGGGUAUGAACCCAUCAGCCCCUCCGCCGUGGUCCGUUCAUUACCCUGGUUACUAUCCCUCAGAGCAUGCUUCACUAUCGGGUUGGCCCCCUCUGGGAUUUCCUAUGAUGCCGCAACACAACUGCGCCUCCUGUCAUAAUUGCGCCUCUUGUGGUCGUCCUUCAACGUCGACUGGAGAAGGGAACUCGUCUCAGCAUCCUUCUGCACCGAUAGCGCCAUCAUUAUUAGGUCGUCUCCGAUCGCCAUCCGCGGUAGACUCGCUUCGCAUCGAACCAGUUCCCUUAGCGCAACGAUUACGGGAUCCAACGCCUUUAGUUGAGCAUUUACAACCACCUGCCGCUUCCUUAAUGCAGCGAAUUCAAGGGCCACCUAUGGAAUUCGUUCAAGGGUCCUCUUCCGGGCCUCUACAAAGCAUUCCGCCAGUACCACUGCAACAACGGCUGGCUGUGAACUUGGAAGACGGGGAAGACGAUUUUCCAGAGGAGGAUAGGCCCACACCCACUAGUCGUGCACGAAGGAGUCGUAGAUCAGGCAGGAAGCAGCAUGAGGAGGACCAGCGAAGGAUCGAGGAAGGCAAGAAACCGGCAGGAAAGGGCAAGAGGAGGGAUCGGCGACGUGAUCAGCGUCCUAUGUCCACUGCUGGUAAGACCAAAGGGAUACGAGAGCCCGUCCUCUGGCUACUACGGUACUACGAGACUCCAUCGCACGAAGUCCCCGCACGCACUGAGGUUUCACAGCAGAUCUCAAGUGAGGGAUACAGGAUCGGAAUUAUGAAAAUGUGCUCGAAACAAGACCUUCCAGUGCUGAUGGAUUUACUGGAGAUCAUGUAUGACGAUCAGUUCAAUCAUCACUCAACCAACUUGCGCCCACUAGCGAUCAAGACCUGGCGUCUACGUGCAAGAACACUUGCACACAAGAAAGCUAUUUGUCUCGUUUUGAUGAGGUCUCGCUCGCCAGCGUCGAGUCAAUUCAACCCAAGCUCAUACGCCAUUCGUCAAAUUCAGUUUAUCUGUCGGCAGUCCACGCCAGCUAGUACUAUCUACUUCCAGGCUGAUUUGUGGAGUAAUGCGGGCGCUGCGCUUAUCUUCGUUCCAAAUUUAUCACUCGGAGAUAUCAUAUUCCGGCUUGGCAUGCAACCGUUGGGAUCAUCACACCCUCGCCUUGCUAAACCAUUUGCAACGAUGUCUCUCCCCAAUGGACUGUACAAUUUGAGAGCAAUUCCCUUUGCCCAAGUGUAUGCCACCGACAACGGCCGCAACGAAAUUGUUACUGUCGCCGAGAGAAACCCGUCGACCGUUGAGAGGCAAAUUGCAAAAGGCAAGCAAGGUGUAUACCAUAUCUCCGUCCACACGUUUGCAGGGCGUGCAGGUUGGGCUUUGAAGGACGAUUCCAGCGUCCCCCAAGGCCCCAUCAUUUCUGGAGAACACAUUGCCGAAUGGCAUAUCGAAUCUCUGGAAAAUGGCCGUCCUUUUGCCCACACCAUUCGAGCAGUUACCAAGGCCGUUGGCGCCGCCUAUUAUGCUGCUACUAACGAGGGCCAAGUCGUUAUCAAGGCAUUGCCCCUAACUGACAAGGAGGUACCGUACUGGCAAAUUCAACCGCCUCCGAUUGUGUAG